Molecule: messenger RNA, 2461 nt
Organism: Telopea speciosissima
Lineage: Eukaryota; Viridiplantae; Streptophyta; Magnoliopsida; Proteales; Proteaceae
Exons: 4
Coding region: 156-2339 (727 amino acids)
Molecular function (GO): protein binding
Source: RefSeq, a predicted model, not a curated record
AGAGGAAGGGGAGAGAAGGGAGAAAAAAAAAAAAAAAAAAAGUGACGAAAAACGACGAGAAAUCCAAAGAGAAAUAAAAAGGGAAAAAACCCUAGUUUUGAAAAUUUUAUGGAGGAAUUGCAGAAAGGUUGAUGGAGCGUUAGAUAUGAGAAACCAUGGCGAAACCCAACGAUGUUGUGAAGGAAGCAUGGGGGACUUGGGAGGAGCUGUUGUUGGCCUGCGCCGUUAACCGUCAUGGAACCAAUAGCUGGGACUCUGUGGCUAUGGAAAUACAGAACCGAAACACUUCCCUUCGUCUGUUAACGGCACAGAACUGUAAACAGAAGUAUCAUGAUCUUAAACGCCGGUUCAUGGCGAAGGACGAUAAAACUGUCGUCGGAGAAAACAAAUCUGAAACUCCCGACGAUAAGAAAGACGAGAUUCCGUGGCUCGAAGAGUUGAGAAAACUUCGAGUGGCAGAGCUUAGACGCGAGGUUCAACGGCAUGAUGUUUCGAUCGUGUCUCUGCAAUUGAAAGUUAAGAGAUUGAAGGAAGAGCGUGAGCAAAGCUUAAGGGAGAAGGAAAACGGCGAACAGAAACCAGAUCUGGAAACUGAUUUGGAUAGAAACAGAGUCAAAGAGGAGGACAAGGGGAGAGACGCAAAACCGGAGAAAUCCUCGUCGGAGAAAGUCGCCGAAGCACCAGUCCCCGGCGAAGAAUCCGACCGUGAAAACCAGUCGUUCAAUGAGUCUAAUUCAACUGAUCCGAAGGUUGAGAAUCGUGAGAACGGCGUCGAAGAAGAGAAGAAGGAAUCGGAACCGGUCGAACCUGUUCCGAGACGGCCGGAUCCGGUUUCCGGUGAUUCGAAACAUAUCGCCGAGGGGUCUUAUCACGGUAGUACGGAUACAAUAGCGAAAGAGUCGACGGCUCAGCCUGUCCGACAGUCGCGGGGAGAUAAUAAGGCGACGAAAGAAGCUGACUCACCCGAGUUGGGAGAAUCGGUAGCUGAGUCGAAAGGUGGCGGGGAAGAAGGCCACUCCCACAAGGAGAGUAGCGACGUACAAAGCUCGGCGAGUUUGUGUAGGAAGAAUCGCCGGAAAAAGGCAAUUUCAGGUAGUAGCAGCGGGGAAGAACGGGAAAACGAUGAGGUUUCUCCCGCCAUCAAAAGGAUCUCUGUUAAAUCACAACCGUUGAUGUCCGUCCUCGAGAUUAUCCGGUCUCACAAAUACGGCUCCGUAUUCGAAUGCCGGCUCGAAAGUCAGGAAACUUCCAAUUACAGAAACUUAAUCAGGCAGCAUGUGGAUCUCGAAGUGGUUCAAGCGAGAUUAGAAGAAGGCCGUUACAGCGGCUGUAGCCGGAAAUUCUUUCGGGAUUUGCUUCUUCUCUUUAACAACGCUAUUGUCUUCUUCCCCAAGAACUCUUCCGAAUGGAUCGCUGCUGUUGCGCUUAGGCAACUAGUUUCUAAGGAGCUGGCUAGAAAUCGGAAGGUGAGUCGAUCCAAAGAAGAAAAAGCAGCUCCUGUAACCCCUGUUCCACCUCCAGCACAAUCAAAACCGGAACCGGAACCUCUGGAGCUCGUGAAACCCAAGUCUUCUGGUCCGAUCAUCGCCUGCCGAAAGCGUAGUUCGAUCUCGACAAAGGCAUCGUCUGCUGUUGUAGAUAAAAAAGGAGAGCAGAGAGCUGUUGCAGCAGAGGCAGACGAGAAGCAAGUUUCCGACCGGAAGCGAUCCGAUUCGUCUGCCAAUGUGGUUGAGGAUCAGAACCUCACAAAGAAGAGGACGCGAGAGAGGUCAGCCUUGGGAGCCAGAAGCUCGAGAACACGCAGCAAGAGCCGCACCAAGACUACUAACACCAACAAGAAUCUGAACACCGGUUCAAGCCAAAACUCCACUCCUGGUCCGAAUUCUGGCUCGGCCAGUAAACGGUCGGCCCGUGACGAAGAACCGAAGACGGAGAGAAAGAGCAACAAUACAGCGGCAGUCGCCAAGAAACGAAGCGCAGCGAAUUUCUUGAAUAGGAUGAAACGGAAUUCUAACGGGACGCUACUGGAGUCGUUGAAGAACUCGGUGAACAAUUCUAACAAUGACAAAGAUGGUGGUGGUGGUGGUGAAGCGGGGGUGGGUCAGAAGAGAGGUGGAGGUAAGGGUGACGGGCGUAAGGACCAUGGUGGCCGGCAAAGCUCAGCUGGGAAACAAGCAGCGAAUCAGAGCAGUCCCGUGAAGAGGAGCGUCGGAAGACCACCAAAGAGAGCGACGGCUCCACCGCCUCUGCCUCCACCAGCCCCAUCGAAACGGACGAGAGAACUUGUACAUACAGAGGUGGUGGCUUCGAGGCAGUCGAGGAAACGAGCACGGAGGUGAAGGUGAUUUGAUGGAUAGCUUCUUCUGUAAAUUAUGUAGUGGUUUGGGGGGUUUAGUAUUUUGUAACAAUUUAUCAUUUUCUAUGGGUAUUCCCCCUCUCAAAUUACAUGAUACCCUUCUUU